This is a messenger RNA of Esox lucius (northern pike), 2232 nucleotides long. Its product is annotated as cytochrome b-245 chaperone 1 homolog. The coding region runs from base 190 to 798 and encodes 202 amino acids. The transcript has 6 exons. The record is from RefSeq and is a predicted model, not a curated record. Lineage: Eukaryota; Metazoa; Chordata; Actinopteri; Esociformes; Esocidae.
CUUACUCCGGAAGGAAGCAACACCCUCCGGGUGUGUUGUUGCUGUGAAAUGCUGUGAAUUAGAACUUCUCUAAAAAUCUAAACUGUCACUCUUAUCAAGUCGGUGUGUCAAAUCGUUUCCAGCUAGGGUCAUUAGCGAGUAUUAUUUGGAGGGAUUCCAUUGAAGAGUUAAAGUAUGUCUGUCUUUUAGAUGGGGUAUAUGAAAGUAGAGGAGCACACCCCCAACAUGUUACACCUGAAGAGAUCACCUGGGAUCCGCUCAUGGUCACUACUUGUUGGUAUUGCAUCUAUUGGCCUUGCUGCUGCAUACUACAGCUCAGACAGUAUCCUCUGGAAGUUGUUUUACUUGACAGGCUGUGUGUUUGUGGCCAUGCAAAACAUGGAGGAGUGGGAAGAGGCGGUGUUUGAUAAAGCCAAUAACUUGAUAGAGUUGAAGACCUUCAGUCUGUAUGCCCUGAUUCUCACCAUGUGGCGGAAAGGCCAGGAAAAAGUGGUGCUGGACAUGAGGCACCUGCGUGAUGUGUGUGUUCAGGAGGAGAAGGUGCGCUACCUAGGGAAGGGCUACCUGCUAGUGCUGCGGCUGGCCACAGGUUUCUCAUACCCCCUCACACAGAGUGCCACCAUGGGGGGACGCAGUGAUGUGGAGGCUGUGGCUUUGUUGCUCAAACGUUUCCUGGGUCUUGAGGAGCUCAAGCGUCGCAGGGAGCAAGAGUCAGCUAGGGAGCAAGAGGAGGACGAUGAACUGGACCUCAGCAGUGACUCAGAAAAAGAGGGGGACUUUGCACCCUCAAUUCAGUAGAAAAACAUAUGAGGACUCUAGACAAGAAAUGUUCCCCAAAACAAUACUUCUUUCCCAGAAUGUCUUAAGAUAAUUCCUGAUACUGUAAAUUACCUUACAUUCUUUGUAGUCGUCUUUUUUCCACAGUAGACUUACACUAAAUCAUAGUUUGGUGAAUGGCCUGUUCUUAAAAAACAAUAAUCAGUACUGUAUAAUUACUGAAUUACAGACUAAUCCCCAUGAUUACAGUGCCUUUCUAUUUUGAAGUAAUCAGUAUUUGUGUGAAACGCUCGUUUAAACAUUCCCACAGUUACAAGGGACAUAUUGGUGUGUUUGAGGCCACCCACAUAAUAAUCUCACGCAUGUCUGUAAUCACUGCAAUCAUCCAUCUACCUGUAUGCAUGUGAACAUGCAUUAUAACCAAAGCAUGAAGGAUUUUCAGGGAUCAGUAAAUAGCCUUUUUUAUAUGAAAAUAUACUUGCAUGUUCAUGUGUCUGUCAGCAAUCACAGGUCCUGUCGAGAUUUGCAAACAUUUCCAGAAAGAAGCUAGAAUCCAACAGUUUUUAUAACUAGAGAUUCAAUCAGGCCCUAUGUGCGAACAAGGCAACAUCAAAUAUUGUCCCCUAAGCAUAAUGAAGAAAACCCUAAUGUCAAAUGGUACCUAUUUAUGACCACAUUUCAGAUAUUUGGUCUUUGGCCAUCUAUGGCAAAAUGCAUAAUUCAUCCAAGUGGUCCAAAUCGGCCAAGUGUUGUGUGAGAACAUGUUGGUGAUCUAGACUCUCAUCCCUGAGUGUGUAAUAUACAAUCACUCAAUUCAAAUAGAUCAAGAGAGAUGCCACCGUGUGAUUGAUAAGAAUGUUCUUAGCAUUAUGCUGACUCUUGAGAAUAUUUGCAACAGGUGUAUAUAUAUAUGCCAGGUGUUGUAAUGUUAUUAUUGGUAAUAUUAUUUGUUACUGAUUGUAUGCAUUGAUUUGCUAGACCUCUCUGUUUGUUUAUUGGUUAGUGGUGGGCAUGCGUUAGGUACUAACCGGAAAAAUACUGUCGAGACACAUCUGUCCAUUGCUUCAAGACUUGUGCAGAUUAGGUCAUUUAUUGUUUUAGUUGAGCAACCUAUGCACUCAAUCUUAUGACUUCAGUACAAAUUAGAUAAGGGAUAUGACCUCAGGAAAUUCACAUUUUCAUUUGCUUUUUAUAGCGCCACCACUGGGUUAGUAGGUAUAAUUUUGUAAAUACCAAAUUCUAUGGCGAGACAUCCUUUACCCACAUUCCUGUAAAAUCAGGGCAGUCAGGUAUAUAUAGUGGGACAGAGAUAUUGUGGGACAAACAUACACAGGUACAAAGAUAAAUCUUAAGUCCCCUCCCCAAUUUCACUAUGGUGGACAAUGAAAGACCAGACUUGGGGAACGUUCUUGCCGAUGUGUAUGUCUGACAAGUUUACUGUAAUGCAUCUGGAGU